AUGCAGUCCAAGCUCCUCCUCGCCGCCGCCGCUGCCACCGGCGCAAUGGCAUUCGAGAUGUCCGGCACCCUCCCCCGUGUCCUCCGCCGCGCCGGCAACGACGCCCUCGAGGCCCGCGACAAGACUGCCUGCGCCUCCGUCUGGAUGGCCCACUCCACCAUCGUCGACGACUUCCCCACCGAGCCCACCGCCCUCGCCACGGAGACCAACCUCGACAUCCCCCAAAUCACUGACCCCUGCGUCUUCCCCUCCAUCACGGGCCAGGCCGGCCAGAUCAUCACCUCCUACUCCUCCGCUCUCCAGUCCUGGCAGGACGCCCACAUCACCGAGAUCCGCGACAUCUACUCCGCCUGCAGCGACGUCCCGGAGGUCGCGUCCGCCCUGGACGCCUACGGCAGCGCCAUCUGCUCUACCGCCCUCGCCGUCCUCACCAGCGGCGAUGCUACCGCCACUGCCACCGGUUCCGGCUCCGCUGCGACCGCCACGGGCACGGCUUCCGGCUCGGCUUCCGCCAGUGCCACUGCCUCUCGCUCCGGCUCAUCUGCCUCUGCUUCUGGUGCUUCUGCCUCCGGUAGCGCUGCUUCUACCACUGCCGCUGCUGCCGCCGCCGCACCCCGCGAGACUGGACUCUUUGUCGCUGCUGCCGCUGCCGCGGCCGGCAUCGUCGGCGCCAUUGUCCUGUAA
Molecule: messenger RNA, 684 nt
Organism: Colletotrichum abscissum
Lineage: Eukaryota; Fungi; Ascomycota; Sordariomycetes; Glomerellales; Glomerellaceae
Exons: 1
Coding region: 1-684 (227 amino acids)
Source: RefSeq, a predicted model, not a curated record